Messenger RNA from Coccomyxa subellipsoidea C-169, 1140 nucleotides. RefSeq names its product AAA-domain-containing protein. Gene Ontology annotation, biological process: proteolysis. NCBI's taxonomy places the organism in Eukaryota, Viridiplantae, Chlorophyta, Trebouxiophyceae, Coccomyxaceae. Gene Ontology annotation, molecular function: ATP binding; ATP hydrolysis activity; ATP-dependent peptidase activity. The record is from RefSeq and is a predicted model, not a curated record. Gene Ontology annotation, cellular component: chloroplast thylakoid. The transcript is spliced from 7 exons. The coding region runs from base 40 to 1140 and encodes 366 amino acids.
GCUCCUCACUUUGUGACAAAGCGCGUGUCCGACCCCAACAUGAUCCCUGUGCUUGUGGCGGCCGGCGUUGAAUUUGGUGCUGUCAAGGCGUCAAUGUCAGGGGCGCUGGGACGGAUUGUGGGCACGACACUGGCGCUAUGGCUGCCACUGGUGCCAUUGUACCUCUUUGUGCGCCACGCGAUACAGAGCAGGACGCCCUCUAGGGCCAAGAAGGGGACGGGGAGCAAGCUGGCGGCGCCGCCGGUGACAUUCAGGGAUGUGGCGGGGCUCGACACAGCCAAGGAGGAGCUGCUGGAGGUUGUGGCCUGCCUAAGGGACGCUCGCCGAUAUGCGCGUCUGAAUGCAAAAACCCCCUCGGGCGUGCUGCUUACCGGACCCCCUGGCACCGGCAAGACGCUGCUCGCCAAGGCGGUGGCAGGAGAGGCAGGCGUUCCCUUCUUCGCUGCGUCGGCGUCCGAGUUUGUGGAGCUGUUUGUCGGCCGCGGCGCCGCGCGCAUCCGUGACUUAUUUGCCGAGGCGCGCAAGAAGGCGCCCUGCGUGGUCUUCAUCGACGAGCUGGACGCUGUGGGCGGGCGGCGGGGCAUGGGGACAAAUGAGGAGAGGGACCAGACGCUGAAUCAGCUGCUGACGGAGCUGGACGGUUUUGAGGGCCGCCCGGGCGUCCUCCUGCUCGCAGCCACCAACCGCCCGGAGGUGCUGGACCCGGCAUUGACGCGUCCCGGGCGGCUGUCUCGGCGAGUGGUGGUUCCUCUGCCGGACGAGCGCGGCCGCGCCGACAUCCUGGCAGUCCACCUCCGCUCCAUCCCCAUGGCGCCGGAGCUGGACCGGGGGAGCGCGUGUCGGGCGCUGGCGAAGAUCACUGGCGGCUUCAGCGGCGCUGAGCUGGCAAAUGUCAUCAACGAGGCCGCGCUGCUCGCCGGCCGCAAGGAAGCCGAGGUGCGCGCCUUUUUGCAUGUACUUGCACAGAGGGCCUCUGUUUGUUAUAGUUUUGGAAGGUCGAGAGGAGAGCAAUGCUGGGCGCUGUUUCUCAAUGUGCAGAAUUGGCCUCCUGGCUUGAGUUUGUCUACAAAGCUUGCCGCGCACCUCCUCUUGCCUCAUGUCCGCAAGAAGCCUCUGCUUCUUCUCAUGAGGGGCCUCUAG